Messenger RNA from Dentiscutata erythropus, 1122 nucleotides. Lineage: Eukaryota; Fungi; Glomeromycota; Glomeromycetes; Diversisporales; Gigasporaceae. The record is from the annotation of a GenBank genome assembly.
AUGAGCCAACAACCACAGCCAGGAGUUCAAUACAAUACCGGAAGAUGUAAAGAACAUUCUUGUAGUUGUCCAAACUUUUAUGGAGAUAAUAAUCCAAACAUAUGCGUUCAUUGUAAACAUGAUCUCGUUAUACACCUAGACUUUGAAAAUUUACCAGAUCAUCCUAACUAUCGGAAUAGGUACCUCGAAAACCAGAUGCAUUCGUCAAUUGAACUUCAUACAGACCAUAUGAAUCAAAUGCAUCAACCAGUGCGAGAACAACCACCUCCAAAUACUAUAUGGUUUUAUAAUCGCAACGAAGAAUAUUAUGAGUUUACUAAUUUCAAAGAAGGUUUUCCAAUUAAUAUCUCAAUGGGUGAAAUUAGUACCAAUUUCAGAGAUUUUUAUGAAGUAAAAUCAUGGUCCACAAGCGAGCAUCUUUUCCAAGCUGCAAAAUUUAAGGAAAGUCACCCAGAAAUCGUUGAACAAAUUAGAAAAUGUCGUUCUCCCAGGGAUGCAUUAAAUCUAGCCAGAACUAACCAACAUUUGGUGGAUCCAAAUUGGCAAGAUAUCAAUGUAAAUGUUAUGAAAUGGGCAGUAAAAGCUAAAUUUGUACAAAAUCGUAGAUUAGCAGAAAGCUUGUUGUCGACGGGUGACAAAAAACUUGUAGAACAUACAAAUAUUGAUAAAUUUUGGGGUGAUGGAGGCGACGGGAGUGGACUUAAUUGGCUUGGAAAUAUUUUAAUGGAAGUUAGAAAUGAAUUGAAAACAGAAUUUCAGUAUCCCCCACCGUCAUCGAAUUUGCCACACAGUAUGUAUAAUAUUGGGUCGGGACAAAAUGGAUCAGAAGGUAAUAUACAAAUUCCUCCGCAAUUACCACCACGCAGGGCAGUAAAACGAGACUUAUCUAAAUUUAAGAAUCAAUCCAAUCAAAAUAAAGAUCAACAAUAUAUUCAAAAUCAACAAUAUAAUCAAGAUCCAAAUCAGAUCCAGUAUGCGUUUCAAACUCCGCAACAAAUUCCGACUCAACAAUCGCUUCAACACCGAAAUUAUCAACAAAAUGUAAAUCAACCACCUGAAAAUUACAAUGUGUAUUAUAUACCAUACGGUCAGCAGAAUCUUAAUAACAAUCCCGAUAUGUAA